GUUUAGAUCUGAUAGGUUGGUUGGUUUGUUGCAGAUUGGAUCCCAAACCCUUGAAUCCAGCGUAUCCAAUUCUUCUUCCUCUUCUUCAUCAAACGCCAAACGCUCUGAUCUUCAUCAAUGGGAGUUGAAGAAUCUUCUAUCGAUCCCAACAAAAACGCCAAAAACUCAUUAUGGUCGCCAGCGAUCCAUCUUCUUAAAGGUUUAGAUUCAUUCAAAAUAAUGCGUGCCAUACGAAAUAUCUGUCUUACAAGCUUCACUGAUCUUCCCAACUAUCUCUUACAAGGAGCAUACGGGUUUAUUCAAAGGGAAAUGGGAAAGAUAAAGAAUAUACCUUUUCAGCUUUUCAAUUUCUGGGUUAAUCAACUCAUCCGCCCCAUUCUAAAACCUUUCUCCAUUCUUCGUUUGGUUUCAUCACAAAGUUUGGUAACUGUCAAUGUAAAUGUUUCAGUUAAGAAUACCGUCAUUCUUGAAACUGCACAAACUUCUGAUGAUCCAAACAUCGUACCAUUUGAAACUGCACAAAUUUAGGAUGAUCCAAACAUUGUCCCAUUUGAAAGUUAAGUCUUUCUCUGCAUAGUUAUCAAACACUUGUGCAAACUAAUAUGUAUAUGUAUAUGUUGAUGUCUCUUACUUAGUGUUCAAUUUUCAUCUAGCUCAGCAUUGUAUGAUCCAACAACAAAACUUUAAUAUUAAUGGUCAACUGAUUGUUUAGUA
Messenger RNA from Impatiens glandulifera, 714 nucleotides. RefSeq lists its product as uncharacterized. The transcript has 3 exons. NCBI's taxonomy places the organism in Eukaryota, Viridiplantae, Streptophyta, Magnoliopsida, Ericales, Balsaminaceae. The record is from RefSeq and is a predicted model, not a curated record. The coding region runs from base 118 to 528 and encodes 136 amino acids.